UUGACGCCUCUCGUGAGGCCACCCCGGAAGUGGCUCGCUCGGUGUUCUCCUAGCGAGCCACAUGACAGCGGCUUAGAGGAGGACGGAGUCAGAAUGGCGGACAGCGGCGGCGGCCCGGCAGCUCGGACGGUCCUGCAGCAGUGCCUUCAGGCCCGCCUCCAGGUCCAGCCGGCAGGAGAACAGUCCGAGGCUCAGUACGUCCAGAUCAACAGAGGAAUGGUGAUCUACGUCUGCUUCUUCAAAGGAGCCACAGAGGACAUGCUGCCCAGGAUGGUGUCCACGCUGUUGAACCUGCGUCUGUGUGAGUCUUCCUCUGGGAAGUUGGUGUCUGUGCUGGAGCUGCCCGGCAGUCUGCUCAUCGUUCCUCAGGCCACCCUGGGUGGGAGGCCCAAAGGCCGGGCCAUGCAGUACCACCAAAACAUCAGCAAAGAGGACGGCUUGCGGCUUUACAGCGCCUUCGUCUCCAUGUGUGCGAAGGAGCUGGCGGCGGCCGCUGCCUCAGCCGAUGUGACGGUAAAACAUGGGACGUACGGAAACAGACAAGUCCUGAUGCUGGACACAAACGGUCCCUACACUCACCUGAUGGAGUUCUGAGGCUGUCCGGUCGUUGGAGUCCCGCCCACGUCCUCCCCUGACCUUACCAGGACCUGCAGAGGAUGGUUUCUGACGCAAAGCGGCCGCUCUUAUGAAUUCAGGCUACACACAUGGGAUUGAACUUUCUUGUUUAUUUGUUUUUUUAUAUUUUUUGCAAUCUUGGAUUUUUUUUUGUAAAAAUGUGUAGAAAAUUAAAGUUCUGGAUCAUGUCCAGGAUCAUGUUCCAUGUUACCAUUCCUCAUUUAUCAGUUCAUCAGCUGGACAUACUGGUUUGUAAACUAGUAACCAACUCAUCUGGGCAGACUGUCCUCCAUAAGUAUUUAUACAUGCAUUAUAACUGCUCCCUCAGAGAGAGAGGUUGGAGAGUCUUCAGAGUAAGAGCAGAGAUCCAUCAGAACACCGUCAUGAUGACGGAGGCAGAAGGUUUGACUGUGCCAUGGCUUCUUUGGUGUAGAGCUGUCCCUGCUGACAGUUUGUGAGACUAAGAAGUAAAAAUCUGUUUUAUUAGCACAGCUUUUCUUUCAUUAAUAAAACCCCAUACCUGGGUGUUGUGGUUUUAAAACCAGACGUAUCAUUUUCAUGAUGUCUAAGAGGGAAAACAGGAAAUUACCUGCUUUGUGUAUUUUUAUUACUAUUUAAUUUGUUUUUGGACUGACCAAAUAAAAAUAUGAAAUUACAGAAA
This is a messenger RNA of Oryzias latipes (Japanese medaka), 1276 nucleotides long. RefSeq names its product D-aminoacyl-tRNA deacylase 2 (gene dtd2). Gene Ontology annotation, cellular component: cytoplasm. NCBI's taxonomy places the organism in Eukaryota, Metazoa, Chordata, Actinopteri, Beloniformes, Adrianichthyidae. Gene Ontology annotation, biological process: tRNA metabolic process. Gene Ontology annotation, molecular function: D-tyrosyl-tRNA(Tyr) deacylase activity. The record is from RefSeq and is a predicted model, not a curated record.